AUGGGUAUUAAACACCUAUUCCAGGUGAUCUCUGAGAAUGCCCCCGAUGCAAUUAAGACGGGCGAGAUCAAAAACCAUUUCGGCCGCAAGGUCGCAAUUGAUGCAUCUAUGAGCAUCUACAGUUUCCUGAUCGCCGUGCGCUCAGAGGGCCAGCAGCUUAUGAAUGAGACUGGUGAGACAACAUCACACUUGAUGGGCAUGUUUUACCGAACCCUGCGAAUGGUCGACAAUGGCAUCAAACCGCUAUACGUUUUCGACGGUGCCCCACCCAAGCUGAAGUCCGGCGAGCUGGCAAAGCGUGGUGCGCGCAAGGCUGAAGCUCACGAAGCUCACGAGGAAGCCAAGGAGACUGGUACUGCGGAGGAUGUGGAGAAGUUUGCGCGACGCGGGGUGCGAGUCACACGCGAGCACAACGCAGAAUGUAAGCAGCUUCUGAAGCUGAUGGGUAUCCCCUAUAUCGAUGCUCCCACUGAAGCUGAAGCCCAAUGCGCAACUCUCGCACGCGCUGGCAAGGUCUACGCGGCUGCAUCGGAGGAUAUGGAUACUUUAUGCUUUGAGUCGCCCAUUCUGUUGAGACACUUGACUUUCAGUGAGCAAAGGAAGGAGCCCAUCCAGGAGAUUCACUUGGAUCGGGCACUGGAGGGCCUGCAGAUGGAUCGCAGUCAAUUCAUCGAUCUUUGCAUUCUGCUGGGUUGCGACUACCUCGAGCCCAUUCCCAAAGUUGGACCCUCGACUGCUCUCGCGCUAAUCCGUGAACAUGGUAGCCUGGAGAAAGUACUAGAGUUCAUGGAGAAGGACCCAAAGAAGAAAUACGUGGUCCCGGAGGUUUGGCCAUACCAAGAUGCGCGUGAUCUGUUCAUCUCUCCAGAUGUGCGCGAUGCAGACCACCCCGACUGUGAUUUCAAGUGGGAGGCUCCAAAUGUGGAUGGGCUGAUUGACUUUCUGGUCACCGACAAGGGAUUCAACGAGGACCGUGUACGAAAUGGUGCAGCACGACUGACAAAGAACCUGAAGAGCGCGCAGCAGUCACGUUUAGAGGGAUUCUUUAAGCCAAGGGAACGCACUGAUGACGAGAAGGCCAGUCUCAAGCGGAAGCAUGAUGAGAAACUCCAAAAACAAAAGAAGCAGAAGAAGGACGAUGCGAAGGCGAAGAAAGACGCGAAGGCCAAGCCGCGUGGUGCAGGCUAA
Penicillium pulvis is the source of this 1188-nucleotide messenger RNA. RefSeq names its product multifunctional nuclease RAD27 (gene fen1). The coding region runs from base 1 to 1188 and encodes 395 amino acids. Gene Ontology annotation, cellular component: nucleus; cytoplasm. The transcript has 5 exons. NCBI's taxonomy places the organism in Eukaryota, Fungi, Ascomycota, Eurotiomycetes, Eurotiales, Aspergillaceae. Gene Ontology annotation, molecular function: 5'-flap endonuclease activity; DNA binding; 5'-3' exonuclease activity. The record is from RefSeq and is a predicted model, not a curated record.